UCUAUGCCAUUGGCAUUGUCAAAAUGGUUUUCAAACCAAAACAUUUAUCAGAUAUUGCUAAACUUUCUAUGGUUUUAAAAGAUUUUCAUUUAAAACCUGUAAAAACCUUAACUUUUUCGUUCGACCCAUUUGAGAGUAAUACCAAAUCAAUAAGGGACUGCCUGCAAAUUCUCACAUCUAAGAGAGUAAAACGAGAGGGCGCUCCUAGGUAUAAAAUAGAUGUGAGGUCCGACCGCAGCCAUCCCCAUAUAGAUGUAGAUUUCAAUGAUGGACACAAGAUCAUAUUCAAAACUGAACAUUUAAAACCGUACGAUGUUGUAUCAAGAUUGGAUGUGUUUUGUAAGGCAAAGGACACUUCCCUUGGUGAAGCAGAUAUAGCGCUUACCAAGAUGGCAGGAAAACAGAAGAGAAAGAAAUAGAAUCUAUUUUUUUAAAUAUUUUCUGGUGUUUAUCUUUGAAUAUUGUCAUAUUGAACCAAAGUGUUCCACAUUUAAUAAUGUUUUAAAUAAAAAGAACGAUGUGUUCCAGUAUCAGAUUAA
Messenger RNA from Mya arenaria, 539 nucleotides. RefSeq names its product 39S ribosomal protein L53, mitochondrial-like. The transcript is spliced from 3 exons. NCBI's taxonomy places the organism in Eukaryota, Metazoa, Mollusca, Bivalvia, Myida, Myidae. Gene Ontology annotation, cellular component: mitochondrial large ribosomal subunit. The coding region runs from base 24 to 419 and encodes 131 amino acids. The record is from RefSeq and is a predicted model, not a curated record.